AUACUGUGGUUGCUCUCUGCUAUCUAGUCACCGUCAGCUUCUCUCUCUGCACCUUUGAGGGUAAGAGCGAUGGACAGUCCCUCGAAUGAGAAAUCGCCAGUGCCCCCAGACCCGGACACAAGCUCACCAGCGCCCAAGAAGAAACGGCGCAACUUCCUGUAUCGCUUGUAUAGACCUGACCCUGCCCCGCCCGCUUUUGGAAAAGGCACCAUCGUCCCUGAUAUACGAUCGAACAUACUAUCUAGGGUAACGGUGCAAUGGUUGACUCCCCUGCUGGCUGUGGGAUAUACGAGGCCUAUUGAGGAAGAUGACCUUUGGGAACUUGACGACGCUCGUCUCGCACACACCGUCGCCGACAAGCUCGAGCAAAACUUCUACUCCCGCUGUCCGCCCGAAAAGCGCCCUGCCUUCUUGCGUGCUAAGGCUGCUGCUGCGGGAGAAGGGGAGGAAGGGAAGAUCACCCCCACCAGUACGAGCACGGCUGCUCGCCCGUCGGGGGAGCAUGAUCUCGAGAAAGGCGGUGCCUCUGAGCAGCCCCCGCACAAGUCUUCCCUCGGCAGGAAGGGGAAGUCCAAGCCCCGAGCAAAAAAGGAGAUCACCGACUCCUCCCUUAUCCUCGCUCUCAACCGUACGUUCUUCUGGCGCUUUUGGCCCGCAGGCAUCCUCAAGCUUGUCGGGGAUACGCUCAACACUACCACUCCGCUGGUGAGCAAGGCACUUAUCACGUACAUCACUCAGGCGUAUGUGUACUACCGCGAUCCGGAAGCGCCGCCCCCUCCUAGCGUGGGCUAUGGUGUGGGAUUGGCAGUUGCGUUGUUCGUGAUGCAGGAGGCGAGCAGUAUAUGCCAGAACAACUAUAUGCAGUGGAGCAUGCAGACUGGGUUCUUGAUUCGCACAUCCGUCAUCUCCAACAUCUUCCGCAAAUCGCUCCGGCUGUCUGGCAAAGCCCGCCUCACGCACAGCACCGGCCAAAUAACGACCAUGAUCUCCGCGGACGCAACGCGCAUGGACAUGGCCUCCGGGUUCGCGCACAACCUGUGGGUCUCCCCGAUUCAGAUCCUCGUCGGUAUCGGCCUGCUUAUUGCCAACCUUGGGUACUCGGCGCUCGUCGGUCUUGGAGUGUUGAUCAUUGGUUUCCCACUGCAGGGGUAUCUGGUGAAGAUGAUCUUUGGUGCUAGGAGGAGGGCGGUCAUGCUCACAGACCAGAGGGUGCGGCUAAUGCAAGAAAUCCUCGCAGGUAUCCGCGUCAUCAAGCUCUUCGUGUGGGAGGCGUUUUAUGGUCGCAAGAUAGACGAUAUCAGGGAGAAGGAACUAAGGAAUAUCCGGAUUAUGGCACUGUCCCGCGCUUUUAUGUCUUCGGUCGUAGCGUUCAUCCCGAUCGCUGCCUCCAUUCUGUCUUUCAUCACCUAUGCCCUCUCCCAUCACGCCCUAGAACCCGCGAUCAUCUUCUCCUCCCUCCAAUACUUCAACAUCAUCCGCGCUCCUCUCAUCUUCCUCCCGCUCGUCUUCACCGUCUGUACAGACGCAUACAUCGCCCUCGGCCGAAUCGGUAAGAUGCUCACAGCGGAGGAACUCGAGGAACCCUAUUCCGUGGAUCUGGAUGCGGAGCUGGCAGUGGAUGCGGAGGGGGAGUUCGUCUGGGAGAGCGUGGAGAAGCCGGAUGAUAAGUCCACGGGGGCGGGAAAGGGAGGAAGGGGUGGGAGAGGAGGUGCCAUGGGCAGGGGUGGGGGGCACGCAGGUGCCAAAACGGGAAUGAGCAGGGAAGAGGCAAAGAAGAAGAAAGCGGAGGAGGCGAAGAAGAAGGCUGAAGAGAAAGCGCGCAAGAAGGAGAAUAAGGAGAGGAAAAAGAAGGGCUUGCCCCCGCUUGAGGAGGAGAAGGAGGAGAACCCGAAUGGGAGGAAACCGUUUGCUCUCAAGGAUAUCAAGUUGAAGGUCCCGAGAGGGAGCUUCAUCGCUAUUGUGGGUAAGGUUGGGAGCGGCAAGUCGUCUUUGCUCCAGGCGCUUAUCGGAGAGAUGCGCCGUACUCGCGGUCAUGUCGUCUAUGGCGGUUCGACAGCCUACGUCCCCCAAGCAGCGUGGAUCAUCAACGCCACCCUGCGAGACAACGUCACGUUUGGCAAACCCGACGAUGCGGAAAAGUUUGACGCCGUAUGUCAUGCCUGUGCGCUCACGGCAGAUCUUGACAUGCUCCCGAAUGGGGAGAUGACCGAGAUCGGCGAGAAGGGGAUCAACCUCAGUGGUGGACAGAAGGCGCGAGUGUCCCUCGCCAGGGCAACGUACUCCGACGCGGACAUCGUCUUACUUGACGAUCCGCUCAGCGCGGUGGACGCGCAUGUGGCGAACCAUAUUCUUGAUAACUGUUUGCUGAGAGGACCGCUGGCGAACAAGACGCGGAUUUUGGUCACCCAUGCCUUGUAUGUAUUGCCCCAUGUGGAUCAUAUCCUUCAUGUAGAAGAAGGGCGGAUCACGGAAUCUGGCACUCAUGAGGAAUUGUUGAGCAACGGGAAAGGCUUUGCUGAACUUAUGGAGGAGUUUGGUAGCCAGCAGCAGCAAACAAAGGUCGAAGAGGAAGAGGAGAAGAAAGCUGCCAAACCCGGAGAAACGAAGGCCAACACCAAAGGCCCCAAGCUGAUGCAGGAAGAAGACCGGGAAACGGGGCAAGUUUCCACAAAGGUUUACACCGAGUGGCUCCAAGCCGCCGGAUCUAUCCUCUGGGCUCCUGGCAUUCUGGCCAUCAUUGCCCUUGGUCAAGCCGCAUCCGUUGGAAAUAACUUGUUCCUCGGGUUUUGGACGAAUAACAGCUUCGCUAACUUUAGCCAGUCGGGAUACAUGGGCCUAUACGCUGGGCUUGGUGCUGCUCAGGCGUUGUUCGCGUUCCUCGGGGCCUUUGGUUUCAGUUUGGCAUCUAUUGCAGCUGGAAGGAAGCUGUACGCGACAGCUCUCAUGAGAGUGUUCAGGGCACCUGUGUGGUUCUACGACACUACUCCUCUGGGACGGAUAGUAAAUCGGCUUGCGAAAGAUGUAGACGUCAUGGACAAUCAGCUGGCUCAGUCAUUCUAUCAGCUCUUAAGUACCGCCGCAUCCGUUGUUGGCACUGUCUUCCUCGUGUUCUACACCUAUGCGUACCUCGGAAUCAUCUUCGUCCCUCUGCUGUUCUUGUACUGGGCCGCAUCUACCUUCUAUCGCCGAACAUCGGUCGAAGUGAAGCGCAUGGACUCUAUUCUGCGUUCCAACCUGUACGCCUCCUAUUCUGAAACGCUGACAGGACUAGCCACUGUUCGCGCAUAUCGAGAACAGCAACGAUUCGUGACGACAACCGAACACGCGAUAGACGUAGAAAACAGGGCCUACUUUAUGACCAUUACCUUGCAGAGGUGGCUCGGUAUGCGACUUGACUUCCUUGGAAACUGCCUCAUCCUCGGAAUUGGCCUGUUUUCUGUCGGAUUCCGUAACACCGUCGACCCAUCGAAGGCUGGUGUUGUGCUUUCCUACACUCUGUCCAACGCCGAGCUCAUCUCGGCCCUUCAGCGUGCUUGGUUGCUUCCACAGGCUGGGCAAAGCGACCCAAUUGCAGAAGCCAAGUUUGACUUGGACGGGGCAGUCACCGACGAAGGGACGAACUUCAGUGCUGGUGAACGCCAGCUAGUCGCUUUGUGUCGAGCAUUGGUGAAGAACAGCAAGAUCAUCGUUCUCGACGAGGCCACGUCGAGCGUUGAUGUUGCUACCGAUUCAAAGAUCCAGAUGACAAUUCAGCAAGAAUUCGUUUCGUCUACCCUACUUUGCAUCGCACAUCGUCUGAAUACUAUUGUGUACUAUGAUCGCGUGCUGGUGCUCGACGACGGAAGAAUUGCCGAAUUCGAUACCCCGCUGAAUCUGUUUGAUAACCCUACUUCGAUCUUCCGCUCUAUGUGCGAUAAGGCUGGUCUCAGUCGACGAGACAUCGAGCGGAUCCGUGCCGGAGUUGCCAGCCAAUUGCCGACUCUCGUGGCGCCGACACCAGAGGAUUGA
This is a messenger RNA of Dacryopinax primogenitus, 4008 nucleotides long. RefSeq lists its product as uncharacterized. NCBI's taxonomy places the organism in Eukaryota, Fungi, Basidiomycota, Dacrymycetes, Dacrymycetales, Dacrymycetaceae. The transcript has 16 exons. The record is from RefSeq and is a predicted model, not a curated record. Bases 70 to 4008 code for a protein of 1312 amino acids. Gene Ontology annotation, molecular function: ATP binding; ABC-type transporter activity; ATP hydrolysis activity. Gene Ontology annotation, cellular component: membrane. Gene Ontology annotation, biological process: transmembrane transport.